CCUGCCUGUGCUCGGUAUAUUAGGCAGCCAGUGCUCUUGGCUGGGAGCCCAGACGAGGCUUUUGUAAUCAAAACAUGAUCUUGUAUGCUGUGCAACCAGUGCUGAGAAAGGCCGUCUGAUGGCUCUCCUCUUGUAGCUCUGCUCUGGAAUCCGCCGGGCGCCGCCGCCGAUGUCCAACAUGCACCGAGCUGAAGCUGCUGUGGAUGAUGCCAUGUUAAGGAAGAAAGAGCAGAAAGAUGUUGAGCUUGAUAAGAAAAUCCUGGCUUUGCGGAAGAAGAACGAAGCGCUCAUCCGGAGAUACCAGGAAAUAGAAGAGGAUAAAAAGCGAGCUGAGCAGGAAGGAAUGGCUGUUACCUCCAGGAGACCCAAGCAGGAUGGACUCACCAUCACCAUCACCAAAGCUCACAAUGACAAAAGGGUGGUGAGUGAGAAAUGGAGGAACCCCUCUCCUACGAGCCCUGGGUUUGGCAUUGGCAGCGAGGAGGAGGAGGAGGAGGAGGAAGCAGAUCAUAUGUUCACAUUCAGGAUGGGGAAGAGGAUGCAGCUGGCUGUUACCAUGGACAACAAAGCCAAGGGCAAGCGGAUCGUCAGCGAGAAACGCGCCGAGCGCUGCCCUGGCCCGGGCAGGGGCCCAGACCCCAGCGAAGCAGAGACAGACCAUCUGGUGGCUUUCCGCAGGGGCAGGAGGAUGCAGAUUGCCAUCACCAUGGAGAACAAGGAAAAGGCAGAGGAGAGGAGACCAGCAGAGAAGAGGAGAUCAGACAGCGACAGAGGCCCAGACAGCGAGCACGGCCGGAAGGAUGGUGGGAAGUCGGUGCAGAAGGGCCCCGGGGAGCUGAGCUUCCCCAUGACAGGCCGGGAGCGCUCGGAGUACAUCCGCUGGAAGAGGGAGCGGGACCAGAUCGACCUGGAGCGAGUGGCGCGGCACAAGAACGCCAAGGGCGAGUGGCGACGGGCCUGGGACGUGGAGAAGUCAGAGCACAUGUUUGAAGAGGACUUUGUUAAGGAUGGGGAGCCAGCCUUGGAUAAUCCCAGCAAUAAGAAAGGGGGAAGAAACGCAAGGAAAUUCCAGCACAGGUCCUUUCCUCCCGAGGGGAGAGGUGGAGGACAGCAUGGAGUGAAUGUGAGCGACCCUGGGCCGAAGGCAGUCCCAGCUGUGAGCAGCAGAGCCAAAGGGAGGGACAGGCUGACGGGCAGAGCCAGGAGAUGGGAUGCAAAAGAAGGCGAGGACACGUCUCUUCUGAAGGAUGACUUUGACACCCAAAGGAGCCUGGGUAUGGAGCAGCAGAAGAGCAGAGGUGAGGAGGGGGUGGAAGAGAACUGCACAGCUGAGCUGGAGGAGAAGGGGAAACAGCAAAGCCUCCAAGAUCACGGAGCCUCCUCGUCACAAAGGCUACAAAAUGGAAAGGCCCAGCCUGCCCACAAUGGCCAGAAGGAGGAGGGGAGAGGAGGGAAGGGCUUCAGCCUGGGGGUGUGCGUGGCCAGCACAGGUGACUCAGAGCCAGGGCCCAGGCCAAGUAAGGACAGCGUGGGGGAAGGUGCCAAUGGGAAGCCUGGCACUGCUGACAUCUCCCAGGAGGAGGAGAGCACUAACAGCAGCACUGCUUCACAGAGCAGCCCCCCAGGCUCUGUGCAAGCUGCCAGGCAUGGCACUGAGGAGCCCCCACUGCUGCCCGUGGGAGCCAAGCUGAGUGGAGCUGGGGUAGAGGAAAACACAGCUUCAGAACAGGAGUCCACUGAGGAGAACUCUUCAAGCUGCCACAGAGGAAGGCUGGACACUGCAGCAGGAGACAGACUGGAUGCAGGGCAAGGACAGCUGGUGAGGAAAAGCUGGGAGGAAGUGACCCCAAACACUGCCCUUCAGGGCCAGACACUUGCACUGAAAGGAGGUGAAGAUGCCGAAGGCACUGACCACAGAGGAGAGCCUUUGCCCCCAAGGAAAGCCAACUCUGACGAGACUGUUGCACCUGAGGAGGAUGCAGCAGAAUCCCAGUCCAGGGAAGGGAACCAGCCUGAGGAUUGCAAGGACAAGGACAGUGGGGACGCUCUCAACUAGCAAAAGGUUGCAGCGGCUUGCCUGAGACAGAAGGAUAACGUGCUGAAGGUGGUGGAUGAGAAGAGGAGCCCAAGCUUGCCCUGACUCUGACCUAUGAAAUCAGCCUUCAGCACCUGCCCUGUGCCCUCCAGCGCCGGUUCCCCACACGUGGGUCCCCCCUCAGCACCCCCACUCCUGCUCAGUUUUGGCUGCAGCCUUUGCUGUCCGUUUGCCCCAGGAGAGGGGAGGCUGCACACCCUCCCAGCCACCACCCAAAGCACCAUCACCUACCUGUUGAGUUUGUUUUGCCUCUGUUGCAGCUGUGUGGCAAGCCAAUGACAUCUCUACUGGAUGCACUUUAUCUUACUUAAUAACUACUUCUGUUUCAAGUUCAGAUUUGGGUUUCUGGGCACAGCAGCCGUUCGGUCCCUGAGGCUGGGGCUGCAGCAGCUCCCCCUCGCUGCCAGGCAGGGAGCAGGACACUGACACAGCACUGAGACAGCACGAGGUGUUCAGUUUAGUGCAGUAGGCAGGUGAAAAAGCGUUCAGGGCAGCUCUUGCACUCGAGGUUUGCAUGUGGUUGAAGUGUUGGCAGAGGUGUAGGGUAGUUGUGUGGGCUGCAGGGCACAGAGGGGCUGGAUGGAGCUUUCUGCAGUGAGGUGUGGGUGCACACAUCAACCUCAGCAUCCCCUCCUGGAACAGCUGCCUUCCUCCUCCUGGUAGAUGUGCUAGGGACAAGCAGCAGAGGCUGAGACUGUGCUCUCUCCCAGGAAGGUGGCUGCUAGAUGCAGCAGGGACGUGUGCAGCUCAGCACUGUGCCUGCUCUGUAGCACCAGGAAGGCUGCAGGGGCUGGAGGCAGCUCCUUCUGCCAAGCAGGGUGAGGAGGACAGCACAAAUGCAAGAAUCUUCCUUCUCCAGCAGCCUGCACAGAGGAGUGGGCAGCGGGACCCAGGCCACAUUGGAGCUGAAGGCUUAAGGCUUCCUAUCAAAUGCUUUCACCUUCCUGGUUGUGCCUUUCGUAGCCUUGUGCUUGAACAAGUGGGCAGCAGCUCCCCUGGAAGCUGCAUGAGACACUGACCUGGCCUUAACAGAUACCUUUCAGAUCAAGGGUCUGGAUGAGCAUUUACAAGCAGAGAUGUGCAAGAAUCCCAGCUGCUUGGCUCUGCAGGCAGCUCAGAGACUCCCAGCAAGGCAGGACCUCCCUGAAGUGCAGCUCCCAGCUAAGGAGAGGGCAGAAGGCAGGCACAAGGAAUAACAGCAUCUCUCACUUUGGGACAGCAGAGGGGAGGGACAGCCCCCUCCUUGGGCAGCACUGCUCUAAAACCUGAUGCAGGACUGCAGGUACCUGCAGGCACAGGGGUGCAGGUGGGCUGGGUUUCACUGCAGGAUGCAGUCCCUGACCAGAGUGGCAGGUGCCCUGUGCCAAGGCUGCACACAUGGACACAAACACUGUAUGCUGCUUUAAUAAACUGAUGUUUGCACAGAUGGACAUUGUGGUUUGCUGGCUGAGGCCCACAGCACCUCUCAUGAAGGACGAGCCUGGGAAGUGCCUCUACACGCCCAAGCCAGGACAGCUUCCUUGCUUCAGACCAGGUGUUGUCAGGAGACAGAGUGUGCAGCUUUCAUGUGUUAUCAGUAGAAACAUCUUCCCUCCACCACAGCCCAGACUGGGACUAUUUGGACUUAUCCAACAGAUGAAAGAACAAGAGAUCUGCUAAAAGCCAGGCUGUAGCACUGCUCUGGGUCCUGGAGACCCUCCCUCCCUGUUGAAGGCUGAUUUUCCUGAUCUGACUCAAACACCUGCUUGGGAUUGUUUAAUUUAUUACCAUUUCUAGCAUAUCAGGCCACUGACCUGGAUCCAGCCAGACCAAGCCCUUACCAGCAGAGGCAGGAGCUGCUUUGCCUCACACUCCAUGCAAAGCACAGCCUCAGAGCAGGGGCACGUUGCAGCUCGGCAGCUGGAGACAGAAACCUGACGUUGUCCUGGGCCAGCAGCGGGCUGAGACAAAACCCCCUCUGCAGUCAUCACUCCAUCUUCUCACCCCCACACUGCCUUCUGAAAGGAACACCUCCCCCACCCCCUCCUGCUGCAGAUGCAAGGAGGCUGGCAGGUCGGUGCCUGGGGAGGACUGUCUGUGUGAGGCUGCAGGAUGGGGCUGUGCAGGGCCUGUUCCCAGGGCCAGUCUCUCCUGCUCAUUAACACUCUGCUCGGGGCCUGGGUUGGCCUUUCAGAAAUCUCUGGCUAGCUGUUUCUUCCUUACAGUGAGAGAAAAGACUGAAAGUUGAGAAACCUGGUGUAGAGGGGUUAUUUACGUGAAAUAAAAGCUGUA
Messenger RNA from Colius striatus (speckled mousebird), 4366 nucleotides. It is a transcript of the gene CCDC9B, whose product is annotated as coiled-coil domain containing 9B. Bases 170 to 2056 code for a protein of 628 amino acids. The transcript has 13 exons. The record is from RefSeq and is a predicted model, not a curated record. Lineage: Eukaryota; Metazoa; Chordata; Aves; Coliiformes; Coliidae.